Messenger RNA from Haplochromis burtoni (Burton's mouthbrooder), 1969 nucleotides. Its product is annotated as CD276 antigen homolog. The coding region runs from base 369 to 1316 and encodes 315 amino acids. Lineage: Eukaryota; Metazoa; Chordata; Actinopteri; Cichliformes; Cichlidae. The record is from RefSeq and is a predicted model, not a curated record. The transcript is spliced from 7 exons.
AAAAGUCGCCAGAUUUGUCGCUAGUCGCUUUUUAGAAAAAAAGUCGCUAAGGGGUCUGAAAACUGGCUAAAUAUAGCGACAAAGUCGCUAAGUUGGCAACACUACAGGGAGCUGGUCGGUCGGGGAGAUCGUUGGUCGUGGAAGGGGCGGGCCGUGGGCCGUCGUCGGUCGGGGAAAGGGCGGGCCGUCGUCGGUCGGGGAAAGAGGCGGUCCGUCGUCGGUCGGGAACAUUUCUGUCGGUCGGGAGCUUUUUCGCCGUAUAUAAAGCCCGGUCAGCUCGCGCUCUGUAACUCUCCUCUCGUCUUCGCUCGCAGCAGCUCCCCGCUCUUGGCCGAUCCGUCUGCCGUUGCUUUUUUCAGUUUGCUGAAAUGAAGUCUGUGAGGAUUUUGUGCAUCUGUCUCCUGACUGUAUCUGCAGUUAUAGGAAAUGAAAAGUGUCCAGGAGUCACAGUGGUUGUCUCAGAAGAAAGUGAUGUCAUCUUACCCUGCUCCCUCAGCACCAAUCAGAACCUUGAACAGAAGCUGUUUGAUUGGAGGAAAAAAGCACCAAAUAAACAGGAGGUCUUCAUGUAUGAUGGAGGCCUUCAUUACAAUAAUGGACGUCGAGGUCAAGACGAGCACUUCAGAGGACGGGUCUCACAUUUCCCACAAGAGCUGCAGUUUGGUAACGCCUCCAUCAUCAUCAGAAACACCACGGUGGCUGACAGUGGAGUCUACACCUGUGAUUUUCCACAUCUGCAGCCAGAACAAAGGUUCUGCAUGAAACUUGUUGUUGAACUCACCUUGAAAGAUCGAUCAGGAGAAAUCCCAGGUGCAGCUCCGAAGCCGUUUGUUGGGAUCCUGAACAUCAGCGAGGACGAGGCGCUGCUGAAGUGUGAGGUCAGAGGAGCUUCUCCAAAGCCUAAAGUAGAGUGGAGGGACAGCGAUGGGAACAUCCUUCCUGCUGAGGAGCCACAGGUGUCACGCACAGGAGAGCGCUAUGACAUCACCCUCCUCACCACGGUGACCAGGACAAACAGCAGCCUCUUCCUCUGUGUAGCCACGCAGGAGGAGAUGGGCCAUGUGACCCGUGAUCAGAUCGACGUGCGUUACUGUGAGAAAACGUCUGAGGUGAAGUCCCACUGUGGAGUCGGUGUGCUCAUAGGUUUGUGGUUUUCUGGAGUUCUGACUGUCGCUGCAACUCUGGCUCUAUCUGUAGCUGCACAGUGCAUCAGAAAACACAAGAAAGCUUCUCAGAGAAACCAGAGAGACGAUCCUUCUAAGGAAGCUUGUAACGGUGACGCUUCACUCACAAACUGUUUAACGUCACAGCUGUAGUGUGUUUGUGUGGCGGGGGGGUCACCAUUACUUUUUUAAUAUUUUGUUUUUUCAUCCCUUUUAUUAUUAUUUUUUUUUAAAUCCGUCUCGUUGUGUCUCCAUGUUUCACACUGCAGUCUGUGAUGAGUCAAGGAGAUCAUAUUGAUUAUGUCAACUGUAAGUGUUUCACUCCAAAACCUGCUGCAGGUGCUGGUGAUCCUGCAGAAUCUGGUUCUACUUUUUAGAUGUCAGAUGGUAAAAAGCUGCUUUGACUUCUUCAAAUAUCACUCAGCUUCACGUUGUUGUCACAACAAACCAAAGUUUCCUGCAAACCUUUGACUGUAUUUAAACUUGAUGAGAUUGACUUUUUCUUUUGUCUUCCUGUCGAGUCGACUUGUUGGAGGAACGUCUGUCUGUAUUGGAGGUGUUCACAUCUGUUUUUAACAUUUCUCAGGUUGAAAUCUGUUUUUACUCAGAGUCAUCAGCAGCUGUGCCUUUCACAGUGAUGAAGUUUGUGCUGUUAAAACUGGUAUUGAUGUAUUUAAGAAUCAAGCUGCUUUCAAAAUGAUGGAUAUUUGUGUAUUUUAUGAUUUUAUUAAGCAUUUUGACACUGAUUUUAUAAAAUUUGCAUCACACUUUUUAAAGUAUUCUAAAUAAACACUUUUAACUUUAAA